Messenger RNA from Anopheles maculipalpis, 1074 nucleotides. RefSeq names its product dnaJ homolog subfamily C member 25 homolog. The record is from RefSeq and is a predicted model, not a curated record. Lineage: Eukaryota; Metazoa; Arthropoda; Insecta; Diptera; Culicidae. The transcript has a single exon. Gene Ontology annotation, cellular component: endoplasmic reticulum membrane. Bases 52 to 1074 code for a protein of 340 amino acids. Gene Ontology annotation, biological process: protein folding.
CAUGAAUAAUCCGUGACGUUUCGACCAACCGGGAUUUGCUCCGGACACAGGAUGACGACGGCAGCACAAAUUUUGGGCUGGUGUUUGGUAAUUUUCGGAUGCUGUGCUACCACCGGCCAUGGCCACUACAUCGACCAGUUCUACUGUGGGCCGGACAACUGCUACGAACUGCUGGGCGUGUCGCGCGAAAGUACCAAGCAGGAGAUAGCGAAAUCGUACCGCCAGCUCGCCCGCAAGUAUCAUCCGGAUGUGCACCAUGGUGUCGAGCAGAAGCAAACGGCGGAAGAAUCUUUCAAAAAGAUAGCGACCGCGUACGAGGUGCUGAAGGAUGAGGAAUCGCGCAACGAUUACAACUACAUGCUGGACAAUCCGCAAGCGUACUAUGCACACUUCUACCGGUACUAUCGCCGAAAGGCGAAGAUUGACGUUCGACUGGUGAUUGUGGUGACGAUAAGCAUCAUCUCCUGCAUACAGUACGUGACACGAUGGCAACGGUACGAUACGGCGAUCAAGUACUUCAUGUCGCUGCCCAAAUACCGCAACAAAGCGCUGGAAAUGAUCAACCAGUCCGGCUGCAACGGAGCGGCAGGCGGUAAUGGUAAGCAUGGCCGCACCAAACUGUCCAAGGCGGAACAGAAGAAGGAACACGACGAACAGAUACGGAAGGUGAUCGAGAACAACAUGGACAUACAGGGUGCGUACGCGAAGCCUGAAAUACGGGACAUACUCUGGAUACAGCUGUUUCUGCUACCGUACACGAUCGGUCGCUAUAUGUGCUGGGUCGGCCGGUGGGUUUGGAAGUUUAACGUGCUAAAGCAACCGUACGGACGGGAAGAGCAGCUGUACCUGAUACGGAAGCAUAUGCGACUGACCGCGGUACAGUUCGAUUCGAUCGAACCGGACACGGUGGAACAGUUCCUCCGGCAACAGCUCUGGAUCAAGUCCAACUUUGACCGGUGGAAGGUGGAGCAGGAAAAUGAGAAAAAGAAACAGAUGGCAGACAAUCCACGGUACAAGGCGUAUCGCCGGUACAUGAAAAAUCACGGCCCGGGACGACUUACGUUUGAGGAGUGA